GGUUUUGACCUUUUAUCUCGUCGCCCACUGCAAUUUGAAUCCAACAUGUUCUCAUCUGAUAGUCUUCACUAGUAGUGACUUUCGUACCAGUACAUAGCAGAUAGCUUUUUUUUCUGACCCCAGCCCUUCUUUGUAACCUAUUUUCAUUUUUCCAUCAUGAUUUUCAUGAUCCCCAUUCAUAUUUCCACUUUAAUUCUUCAUCUCUUUGCGAGUGCUGCGUACGCGUCAAGCCAACCUUUUUUGGGAGGUUGCCUCAAGUCCAAUCCAGCUCCUGCAAAUUCUCUAGCGAUAACGGCAAUAUCUCCCUCGCAAUGUGUCACGCAAUGUUGGAAUGAACGUGAAGAUACGCGUUACGCGUAUUGGGACUCACGAAGCGAGGAUAAAUGUCUUUGCUCGCCUUUUCCUGCCAACGCUAUAGACUUUACUCUGAGCAAUCAAGCAGAGGCUUUCGAGACAUGUGCCGAAGGGAUUACAAUGUAUGUACGCGCCCCAGAACCUCCGAAUUUCCAGAUAGAAAGAAAAAGGGCAGGGAAGGGCAGACCCGGUGAUGUUAGCUCGAGAGCUGAAGGGUUGUGCCCCUCUCCUUUGACAGCUUGUUCGGUUGCUGGCGAUUCCUCUAUUUAUGAGGUAAAAGUUUUUUUCUUGAUCUCAUGUACCCCGUGAAUGACUAUAAAGGUAGAACCAAUUAUGCUCAUAAACGCUAUUCACAGUGCCUUGACCUGAAUGUUGGUUUGAGUACGUUAUCUCAGCUCUCAGCUAUUAGGUAUUCAAAAGCAA
Messenger RNA from Cryptococcus deneoformans JEC21, 777 nucleotides. RefSeq lists its product as hypothetical. The record is from RefSeq and is a predicted model, not a curated record. The transcript is spliced from 3 exons. Bases 157 to 663 code for a protein of 168 amino acids. Lineage: Eukaryota; Fungi; Basidiomycota; Tremellomycetes; Tremellales; Cryptococcaceae.